Menidia menidia (Atlantic silverside) is the source of this 1617-nucleotide messenger RNA. The record is from the annotation of a GenBank genome assembly. Lineage: Eukaryota; Metazoa; Chordata; Actinopteri; Atheriniformes; Atherinopsidae.
AUGUCCGUGACUGAAGAUACUCUCAUCCAUGGAAGCAAGCUCAACGAGAAAUGUAAGAAGACUCCCAUUAGAAAGGUGCUGACGGAAGUUGGCUCGCAGUUGGUGACAGGCUCUGUUGAAGCCCCUCGAGAACAUGGCAAAGCGGUUGGUCCUGUACAGUCUGAGAGUGACAUCAUUAAACAGGAGCAGAGCCAGCGUGAGGAGAGAGAAGCCAGGAAAGUUUUCUUUACGGAAGACCGGCGAAGAGCAGAAUGGAGAAAAAAGGUGUGCGUAAUUACGCGCGCCGAGAGGAACUUCUUCGCUGUUCAGUCCGCCUCGAGUCAGCAAGCGUCAUCAGACCGGACUGAGGUGAUGCUCCAUGGGAAUGCAGACUUCGCCUCUUAUGUCAGCGGGACGGGUGAGUGCGCCUGGCAGAUGCUGACAGGCAGCAGAUGUGUAAAGUUGGGGGUGAUUUGUAAAGGGGUCAACGGCGUCGCAGAGGAGAUGGAGGGCAAUGCGAGACGCGAGAGUUCGGCAGCCCUUCCUGGAUGCACCCAAAGGACCCAGCUGGAGGGUGGUAGAGUAGAGUCGAUGAAUAUCACGCUUAUUGCUAUCACUCUGUAUAAUUCACCCUUCCAGAGGGUGCGUUUACUGUCCACAAUGUCCACAGGAGACCCGGACCGGGAGUCAACGCUACAAGCGGAGUCGCUAUCGAGCUCCUCAAAGGAUGAAUCCUCCUCCUCUUCAUCGUCUCCUAUCGCAUCCUGGCACGACUCUAAUCCCGGCUCAGACACAGCCGUGAAGUCCGACUCGGACUGGACGGCCGUCUCAAAGGGGGGCGGCGGCAGGCUUGACUGGCAGCUUUCGGAGGCCGAGAACCCAGGGCAGCUCAAGCUCUGGAAGGACCGGACGGAGAUGUAUCCAGAGGAGGGAAGGAGAGUAGCAGCACAAACCCAGGGAGGCGAGAAGAUAUUAAUAGAGAGGGCUGAGGAGCUUCACGCAGGGCUGCGACUUGCUACGGGACAGACAGCCCCUCCCCCCGCCUUUCUUUCCAGCUCGCCUCCCCAGCUCUGGGGUGGAGUCUGGAGAGCUGGCUUCAGACGCCUCUUCCCUCUGGAGCUCUGUCAGGCUGAUCUGCUCAUGGGAGAGCGAGAGAGGCCUGAGGAAGAUGUGACUGCGGGAGUGGUGGUGAUGAUGAUGAUGAUGUCCAGGGCUCCAUCUGAGGGGACGCAGGAGCGCGAGGGCAAACUGAAGCUGGAGCUGCGCUGCAUGGUGGGAAAAUGGCUGCCUGCUCCUCUGACACUGCCUCCACUGUGGCACCUGCGCUUCUCCACGGUGGUCCACACUCGUGAUCCUUGGGGCUUCCAGGAUGAACGGAAGCCACUGAACUCAUCAGACAAGGACAGCGAGCGGCACUGGCGUUUGCUCGGGGGGGCGGUGGGAGCUGGGCCGGUGCCUGUAGUAGUGUACUGUGCGGUGGAGGACAUCACGUGGGUGCCCAUGGUUCCCCCGUUGCCCAGGCUCAGGUCCCUUAUCAGACUGGUGAUGGCUGCGGCGCUGCCUGGUUCCUUGGCCCAGUGCCGGCUGCCAGGCUCAGGCAUCGUAUCCCACAGGCUCUCAAGCGUGGACUCAGUCUGA